Molecule: messenger RNA, 2068 nt
Organism: Spizellomyces punctatus DAOM BR117
Lineage: Eukaryota; Fungi; Chytridiomycota; Chytridiomycetes; Spizellomycetales; Spizellomycetaceae
Exons: 2
Coding region: 376-702 (108 amino acids)
Source: RefSeq, a predicted model, not a curated record
GACGCUUUUAUAUACAGGGCAUUCUGAUACUCAUCACCUUUUUAACCUCAAAGGUUGUUGGGUAUGUGAGGGAAGACAUGCCAGCGGAUAAAAGCCCACGUUCGACAACGUGGGCGGUUAGGGGUGAUUUGCUAUGCUAAGAGUAUACGGACCUGCUAGGGAAAACCGCCAGCUCACAAGCAGGGAACGAUAUCCGUACUUCGUCAAGCCCAUCUGGAAAGCCAUACUUACACAAUAUAAUGGAUCCUGAUUCGUCCUCCUACCAUUCUACGACUUCCGGUCGACAAAAAAAGAUCAGAUGGUGGAUUACCAGCUACUCAGUGCUACCCUCCGAUCUUGGACGACUUGAGAGCGUCACUAUAUAAUUAUACGUACAUGUAUAAAGUCGUCGUCUUCCCCUUGCCUGCAUGGCCUCUCUCCCAUAACGCACGCUGCCUAUCAGAGACACUCAUCGGUUGUUGUAUGGUCGGUAGUGUCCUACUUGUAAUUACACGCAAAACGCAUCAAAGUUCAGGCAGGGAUCUACAAAGAUAUCUCUGGAACGAUUGGUUCCGGCGUCUAGCUCAGCAAGAACCAGGGGACCCCAAGGCUUUCAACAAAGAUCCCUUGACCCCAACAUGUGCAUGCAACACUCAAACCGAAAUCACUUGCAUUUCCGGCACCAUCGAUCAGGUUCCCGCUAUUAGUACGUGUCGUACAUAGUAGAUACGAAUAAAUCAACCGAUGGUUCGUCUCAAGUGAACAUCGACCGAUUUCCACGGAUACAUUCACUUCUUCCCGCUCUGUCCCGCUCUACAAUAAUGAUGACAUAUUUGCUGUGCAAUUGAUAGAUCCACGUGCAGCUGUCAACCCUGCAUACGGACCAUCGUGAUAGCAUUCCGUUCAGCAGUCAGAGCCUUAUGUGCUUACUGAUGAGCAUGGAAUGCUCUUUGUGGGUUUAGAACCACCUCGUUUCACUCCAAACCCGCUAGAGUUCGAGUAGCUUCAAUUGCUUUGCGAUCCAAUAUAUGAUGCCGUCGUCCACAGAUCGCGGCUGUUUCUUGAACUUUCACAAGGCACGCACACAUUUGGUUGUCCCGCUGGCAUGUCAAAUGCACUCCAGGUGCGGCAACCCUCCAGCAUGAGCGAACGUCACCUGGAUGCUCUCUGGCCUUCACUUUAAUGAUGAUAAUGUUUGAUCUGUUAGCGCGGAGUGCAGCUACUCACGGUUAGUUUUAACCGUUCAGAAGUCGGCAGUUCCAAUCAGGAACUACACCAAGUGAGAUAUUGUAUCUUAGAUUCAAAAGUGCUGCUCCACUACGUGCAUCAAACAGACUGGUGUGCCUAGGACAUCUGCAUAGCCCCAAAAGACAUUAGAUAUUUUCAACAACACUCGACGAGAUGGCCAAAGGCGUAAUGGAUAGUUACAAAACUUUCAAGAUAUCAAAACAUAACGCAAGCCCCCUUUCACCCGCCGGGGCCCUCCCUAUGACUGCCCUCCCCCCCGCCUUAGGAACAAUCAUAGAGCUCCAAUCCGAAGACGGAGGUAGCUGCUCGCACCACGCACACUACAGUCCCAGCCAACCAAUUCACACACGGGGAGUCGAACGCCGGUCAGUCGAGUCGCACGUCUGCGCUUUAACCAACUGGACUAUUCGGCCCCCUUAACUCCUAUGUGCAUAUACGGGCAUUUCAAGGAGACGGACACCUCCUGCCCGCGGAAUCGCGACACGUCGAACGCGACAACGUGAUUGGCUUACUAAUCGCUUACGGAACCAUUAGUGGAAUCCCCCAAGCAACUCCAAGGAUCAUUGUUUCGUACUUGGCAAAAUAAGGAAAGCUACUACACUAAGAUAUGGAUGAUGCGGAUAUGAAGAACCAUUGUUGAUAGCGCAUCUUCAAGGAAUGUGUCGCACCUUCAUGCUUUUUGGAAUAUAACAUUCGACUCCAUUGUCACUACAUCUCCACUACGUUAACCUACGGGACUGCAUGAUAAAAGUUUCUGAUAUUUGCUUAUUCCAGAGUGUCAUCCAUUUACAAUAACUUUUGCAUCAAUACAAAAUCUAUGGCCUAAUUUUGGGACCAAAAC